AAUCAAAACACAAGCAACAUUUGUUAUCAGUAUUUGAAAAUUUGCCCAUAGACAUUAUUGAUCUGAAGAAUGUCAUGGCGUAGUAGCGUCAGGGAGACGUCACAGCAGCACGUUUAAUAGGAUUUCCUUAGAGAGAAGAAGAAAGCCCUCGUGCCUAAGAGGAUUGACGUUUCUAUAAGGGUCUCCUCCGCUCUGGGACUACAGUCACGGUGGAAGUCUCCCAGCUUUUUGCUUGGAAGUGAACAGGAGGAGGAUGAGCAGAGGGAUCGACUACAGCGCCUGGGACCACAUCUAUGUGUCCGAUGAUGAAGAUAUCACCAGUCCUUUUGUCGACACCUCCAGCUUGUUCAGAAUGAGACACCGGUCCCGGCUGGAGAACAUGGCAGCGUUCCAGCAGAGAGGAGAAGAUCUGCACUCUAACUUCGCAGAAUGCCAAAGGCUCCUGGAAGAGACCCAGGAGCGUCUCCGAUACCUGGAGGAAGAGAUGAAGGAAGGAGACGCAGAUGAGGAGAAAGAGACUGAGCUGAAGAAAGUUCAGUCCGAGGUGGAGAGACUGAAAAAGGAUGAAAAGUCAUUUCAGCUGCUGAUGGAGGAACAUGAGCGAGAUGGAAAGAAACUGCCGUGGAAUGUCGACACCAUCAGCAAAGAAGGUUUCAGCAAGAGUGUACUCAACAUCAGCUCUUCAAGGAAACACGGAACGCUGGAAGAAAAAGUAGAGAAGCACAAGACCUUUGUGGAGAAGUAUGCAGAGGAAAUCAAGCACUUUGGGAUGUUGCGGCGUUGGGACGACAGUCAGAAAUAUCUGUCUGACCACCCACAUUUGGUGUGUGAAGAGACAGCAAAUUACCUCGUUGUCAUCUGUAUUGAUUAUGAAAUAGAUGAGAAACAUGCGCUCAUGGAACAGAUUGCCCACCAGGCUAUCGUUAUGCAGUUCAUUUUGGAUUUGGCCCGGACACUCCGUGUUGACCCAAGAGGCUGCUUUAGAGAGUUCUUCUCAAAAAUCAAGACCGCAGAUAAACCAUAUCAGGAUGCCUUCAAUCAUGAACUGGACCUGCUGAGAGAACGGAUCUGCAAAUGUGCACAGCUUCGUAUGGAUGGUGCUAUGAAAGAGCUGGAAGAAGAGGAGAAGAAAAACAGACUGGGUCCGGGGGGGCUAGACCCCGUUGAAGUCUAUGAAUCACUACCAAGGGAAAUGCAAAGGAGUUUUGAUGAGAAAAACAUUCAGAUGCUACAGGAAGCUAUGAACAGGAUGGACCCAGAGGAAGGCAGAUACCAUAUGAGGAGGUGCAUUGAUUCUGGAUUGUGGGUCCCAGAAGCAAGAGAGAGUGAGGAUGAAGAGGAGGAAGAUGAUUAAAUAAAAUGAAUAAAAUAAUAACUUUACAAUAAAAAAUAUAUUUUUAGAUACUUGAAAUGUUUCAUUAAAACUAUUUGUCUUCUACAAUAGGCUUGCAAAUAAUUUAGUAUAUGAUUGUUGAGUUCCUUCUUAUUUGUUAUCUAAUAAAUCCUGUUUUAAAAGAUUCUUGAUAAGUAAAUAAUCCUCAUCUGAUUCUGCUCAUAACUUAAUUGAAGAGAACUUCUUUAGGCAGAGGAAUUUGGCACCAAUCGCCUUAAAAUCUCUUUUGGAAUCAAAUUUAGAAAAUAAAACAGUUCUCA
Messenger RNA from Oryzias melastigma (Indian medaka), 1653 nucleotides. It is a transcript of the gene cdc37, whose product is annotated as cell division cycle 37 homolog (S. cerevisiae). NCBI's taxonomy places the organism in Eukaryota, Metazoa, Chordata, Actinopteri, Beloniformes, Adrianichthyidae. The transcript has 8 exons. Gene Ontology annotation, cellular component: cytoplasm. The record is from RefSeq and is a predicted model, not a curated record. Gene Ontology annotation, biological process: protein folding; protein stabilization. Gene Ontology annotation, molecular function: protein kinase binding; heat shock protein binding; protein-folding chaperone binding. Bases 254 to 1354 code for a protein of 366 amino acids.